CCCCCCCCCCCCGCCCGGCGGGUGAGCGCUCGAGGAAGCAGAGGGAAAAUUCCCAGAACCUGACUGCUAGAGUGAAGAAAGUAUCUUUUCCAUUUGCUGAUCCUCCAAUGCUUUGAAGAAUGCGAGAGCUAAAGGCUCAAGUAACAAGCGGUCUGCUGCAGUUUCCAGAGGUGACUGUUCAGGCACUUGGGGAAGAUGAAGUAACACUGGAUUCUGUGCUGUGUGGAAAGUUCUCUGGAGGGAGAAAUGGGCUGGCGUGGUUGGCGUGUGGUCCUCAGCUUGAGGUGGUGAGCUCUGUGACAGGAGAGCGGCUCUCUGCGUACCGCUUCAGUGGGGUAAACGAGCAGCAUCCCACCAUUCGUGUGGUGAAGGAGUUUUCCUGGCAGAAGAGAAAUGGAUUGCUGAUUGGGCUGGAAGAAACAGAGGGAAGUGUUCUCUGUCUAUAUGACCUUGGAAUAUCAAGAGUCGUUAAAGCAGUUGUUCUUCCAGGAAGGGUAACUGCCAUAGAACCCAUAACCAGUCAUGGAGGAGCCAGUAUGAGCACUCGGCACCUACAUCAAAGUCUGCGAUGGCUCUUUGGAGUGGCAGCAGUAGCUACAGAUGUUGGUCAUCUCCUUCUGGUUGACCUUUGUUUGGAUGAUUUAUCUUGCUGUCAGAAUGAAGCAGAGUCAUCAGAUCUGGAAGUUCUCACUAGAAUUCCUGCUGAAGUUCCUCAAAGAAGAGAAACUGCAUCCAGAGAAGGGAGACAUCUGUGUUUUCAAUUACAAAAUCCUUCAGGAACAGCAAUAUCAACCCUGUGCUACAUAAGCAGAAGCAACCAGCUCGUUGUGGGUUUUUCAGAUGGCUACCUGUCACUAUGGAAUAUGAAAACUUUGAAGAGGGAGCACCACUCUCAGCUAGAAGGAGGAAGGAUUCCAGUCUAUGCUGUGACUUUUCAAGAGCCUGAGAAUGAUCCUCGCAAUUGUUGCUACCUGUGGGCUGUUCAGUCUACGCAAGAAAGUGAAGGUGAUGUUGUGAGUUUACAUCUGUUGCAGUUAGCCUUUGGUGACAGAAAACGCUUGGUAUCAGGACAAGUCCUGUAUGAGGGUUUGGAGUACUGUGACGAAAGGUACAGUUUAGAUCUCACGAGUGGAGUCUUUUCCUUGAGAGGGCAAACCACCAAUACCAAAUUACUCAGCUGUCAGACUGUAGAGAAAUUUCGCAACCAUCUUGACAGAGAAGAUAGCAUUAAUGAAGUAGUAUCUCCUGACACCAGUGUAUCAAUCUUCAGCUGGCAAGUGCAUACAUAUGGUCAGGGAAAACCAUCUACUUAUCUGGGUGUAUUUGACAUUAAUCGCUGGUAUCAUGCUCAAAUGCCAGAUUCACUAAGGCCAGAAGAACUCCUCCAUGAUUGCUCCUAUUUCGCAUUAUGGUCACUGGAUACUGUAAUAAGUGUGACUUCUCCAAACCUCAUUUUGGACAUUUUGGUACAUGAGCGGAGUCUGAGUCGGGGAGUUCCUCCUACUUAUCCACCACCUGAGCAGUUUUUUAAUCCAAGUACCUAUAAUUUUGCUGGUACGUGCUUGCUGAACUCUGGAGUUGUUCAUAUGACUUUCACCGGCUUUCAGAAAGAGACCUUGAAUUUCUUGAAGAAAUCUGGUCCUUCAAUACCUGAAGCCAUUCAUGAUAGCUACAAUAGGUGUCUGUUAGCUGGCUUAUUGUCUCCAAGGCAAGUUGAUGUCCCACCAUCCAGUCUGAGUCAGGAGGAGCAGUUAGAAGCAAUAUUGUCAGCUGCUGUCCGGACAAGUUCUUUAGAACUUCUGACUGGAUUCAUUAAACAUUGGACAUCUGAAGAGCAGCCAAGUUCUGCUGCUAAUUUACGGUUUGUUCUUGAGUGGACGUGGAACAAAGUGAUCACUACUAAAGAUGAGUUUGACCAGAUAUGUGUUCCACUGUUUGAUGGCUCUUGCAACUUCAUUGACCCACAGACACUACAGUCUCUGCAGAACUGCCAGUUGCUUUUGAGCAACCUUGGCACAGUCUUAAACUGUUUUCUAACAGAAGCACACGAGCUUACUGAAAGAGGUUUUGCAGACUUGAAAAACAAGCAGAUGAUAACUGGCCUCAUUUCUUUGUAUGCACAAGUGGUCCUCUGGUUCUGUCGCUCUGGUCUCCUUCCAGAGGGUUUAGAUGACAAUAUGCAUUUGUCUAGACCUUUCUACAACUAUCCUCUGAUUCAGAGCUACUAUACCAGUCAUCGACAGAAGCUUGAAUGUUUAUCAAGAGGAAAAUGGGAUUCUGACUGCUUGAUGAUUGAUGGAAUGAUUUCCCAGUUAGGAGACCAAGUCGAAAAGUUGUGGCAGAGAGAGGAAGGGGGAACUGGGAAAUAUCCACCUGCUAGUUUACAUGCACUGCUGGAUCUCUACUUGCUAGAAGGAGUCGAAGAAAGCUACAAACAUGCAAUUACAAUUUACUUGCUGCUAGAUAUCAUGCAUUCCAUUCCAAACAAAACAGAAACUUCAAUCGACUCCUUCCCAACAGCCUUUGCUAUCCCUUGGGGUCUUGUUAAGCUUAUCCAAGGUUUUUGGCUUCUAGAUCACAAUGAUUAUGAAAAUUCCCUGGCCCUGCUCUUUCAUCCAGCUACAAUCAAAACUGUGUCAUGGCAACACAUGAGAAUUAUUCAGUCUCUCAUGUGCCAAGGAGAGCACAGACGAGCCCUCAGAUACCUGCAGAUGAUGAAGCCAUCGAUAGCGAGCAGCAGCGAAGUGCGGCUUUUCCUCACCGUGUUGUUGUCCAACAGGUGCAUGGUGGAGGCUUGGGGUCUGGUACAACAACAUACCACUAAGUUAAAUGUAGAAGAGCUGUUAAAACACAUGUAUGAAAUCUGUCAGGAGAUGGGACUAAUGCAAGACUUACUGAAGCUACCUUUCACUGCCACUGAACAAGAGAGUUUGGAGAGGUUUUUGCAGACCAACUCUGGGGUUCAGAAUAAUGAAUUUCUUUUGGUCCACCAUCUUCAGCAUUCCAACUAUAUCCCAGCAAUACAGUUGAAUCAGUCAAUGAAAGCUGAUCUUACAAAUGAUUGUGAUCCUCGCUUGAGAGAGAGAGCAGAUGCCAGAAAUUCUAUAUUAGACCACUAUGGCAAGAUCCUGCCUAGAAUUCAAAGGAAGCUGGCUGUUGAGAGAGCCAAGCCUUAUCGUUUGCCUUCAUCAGUCUUAAGAGAAGUCACAAGACCAAAGCCAUUAUCAACAGUAACAAAGCAAGCUAAUGCAGGAAAUGUGCGUACCAGAGCAACUUUCAUCAGUAAUGUGUUGUCCAAAAUUGGAGAAGUGUGGGUAGGAAAUGAGCAGAAAACCAGUUUCUCACAAUAUGAUAGCCCUAGAGCUACAGAGCUACAAGUCAGAAGGCAUCCUCUCCCUGAUGCAGAGUUGCGUGAUGCAUUUGUUGGGACACCACUCAAAAACUUUUCACGAAAAUGUUCCAGAUUGCUGGAUUUGGUGGUUCGUCCUGUUCCUUCCUGUUCUGCAGCACAGGGUGCUGACUGGCAGUCUCCGUACAGAGCUUCUACUUCAUUCAUGGCAUCCAGCCCACUGAGAUCACAUAUGCAUGGUUCCGUCUCACAAAAGAACUUUUCAGGAGCAUCAGAGCUGCAUUUACUAGAAACUCCUCUUGUGGUUAAGAGAGCUAAAGUUUUGGCCACAUCUUCUGGUUUUCCUGGGUUUACUCCUCAGUCUAUUCUCAGAUCCAGUCUUCGCACCACACCCCUAGCAACUCCUUCUGCAUCUCCAGGACGAUCAGUUACUCCUCCUCUACGAGCAAAGGAACCUAGAAUAUCUUUCAGGGAAGAGAGCUCACAUGCAAAAUGGACUGCUGGGGUAAGAGGAGAUAUUAAAGUAUUGGCUGGAGCUUCAUCUGAGCAUCACCAUGGAGUGGCGGAGAAUGCUUGGUUUGAAAGUGGAGAUAAAACAACUCUGCUUACUCUGAGCAAUCCUGAGGAUGAUCAUGCUGAAAUGGAAGAGUCUGCAGAAAAUGUACCUGGAGAUGGUUUGGACAAUGUGGAUUUCAGCCAAGAAAACAGUAACUUCUCUGUCAGGUCAGACCAAACUACUUUGGAGUACCAUGACGCAAGAUCACCUGGCGAUUUUGAAGAUGAUGUCAUCUUUGUAGCUGCUAAAAUAGCUAAAUCUUCAACUGAAGAAACUGCUGAUUUACAAGAAUCAGAAAAGGAGGAAGACCAUGAAAUGGCUGAAGAUAAGCCUUUCCAGUUGAAACAACCAGUUUCCUCAGAACCAGGAGGACAAGCUGGAUUUGUGGAAGAACCAAAUGCAGAUUUUCUUGCCUUUCCUGGGGAUGGUAAAUUGGUGUUUAAAACUGCUGAACCUGCUCCUUUUGGGACUGCAAGUGAAGGUGAAACAAACCACGAGGAGUCCAAAACAUCCUAUUCAUCCAAAGAAAAAGCCAUACCAGUCUCAGCAAAUCCACAGCUUUCUGAAUCCCUGGAAGCAGACAGUGAAUCUGUGAUAAAUCUUCUUGACAAUGAAGAUGUGGUUAGUACUCAUUCAGAAAACCACCUUGAAGAGAAGUGUGUGGAUUUACCUGAAGAACAUAACCUAGAAGUAGCUGAAGUUGAAGAAAAGGUUGCUUUUCCACAGGAAGAAAUAACUGUUUCUAACAGUGUUCCUAAAACUGAAGAAAGUAAUGUAAUUGAAGAUAUUGUGAAGGCACAAACCUCAGAAGCACCGUGUGGAUCCUCACCAUAUAGUGAACUACAUCCAUCAGGCGAUUUUCAGUACAGCUAUGAUACUAUAGAGCAAAAGUUUGCAUCUGAUUUGCCUGAUAAUAAGGAUGGUGAAUGUGAUGCAGCUGAGGGAGAUGGAGAGCUUUUUAUUCCUCAGAGUAAUUUUACUCUAGUCUUGGAAGGAGAAGAAGGUGAAGUGGAGAUGGAAGACCCUGCAGGAAUAGAUGCUUCUAAACCAACUGGCACAACAACAGAGGAAAAGCCUGUGAAUAAUUUAGGAAAUACUGAAAACCAAGAACAUGUUACAAACUCAGUGUGCACUGUAACUAAUGAUCAAGAAUCUCAAAAUACUGCAGAAUCACUCCCAUAUGUGCCUGAACCUAUCAAGGUAGCUAUUGCAGAGAACUUACUGGAUGUAAUCAAAGACACAAGAAGUAAAGAAUUUACAUCUGAAGUUGUAGAACAAUCUAUUCAUGAAACCAUAGGUAAAAAGGUAACCAGAUACCAGAAGGCAAAAGCUUCCUUAAUGACUGUACCAGAAGGAGUGGAAGAUGAAACCAGUAGACAUGAAAUAGACCUUGUGCUCACUCCUAGAACACGCACAAGGAGACAGUUGAGUAGGAGUAUUCCAUUGGCAGAUGAUGAGCAUCUACUGAAGAAAGACAAGCCAGUUCUGUUUGGACUGUCUCCUAGGAGAAGUACCAGGAGAACAAAAGAGGCAUCUGAGACUUCUAGACUUCAAACAGAUGAAAAUGCUCAAGGUGAGAAAAUACCUGUGAUGCCUGUUACUCCAAGAAGGGGUAGAAAGCCUAAAUCAACUAAUUUAGAAAAAAUAGAAAGCAGCCAUUCUGAUGGACAAACGCUGUCCAUCAGUGUGCAGUCUGUAGCUGUUACUCCAAGAAGAGGAUUGAGAAGAAUAAGGGAAGCUGCAUCUGAACUCUUGGAAGAGGCUAAAGAGGAUGCUUCUUUUGCUGAAGGUAGCAUUAUUGCUUCUGUUACUUCCAGAAGGACUAGAGGAGGAAAAGGUUCAGCAGGAGAUCAAGAAACUGGCCAAACUGACACUGAUCAUAAGAUAAAACCAGCAGUUAGUCCCAGCAGAAGUACAAGAAAAGCAAAAACUCUUAAUUUACAAUUGACUGAAAAUGUUGUCAAGGAUCAAGAGGUGCUGCCUGGUGACCAUGUCCUUUUAUCUGUGCCAACUAAAAGAGGCAGAAGAAGAAAGAUCAGUUCAUCUGAAGUCUCAGAAAAUUCUGACCUUGAUCUGUCUAAAUCAUCACUUCCUCAAACAGAAUUUAAAACUCCUGUCACUCCUAGAAGAAGUGCUAGGAAGAGGGCACAGAAUCCCUUGGCCAGCACAGAAUCCCUCAGUACUCAGGAAGACACACAUGCAGGUGGGAAAGUGGAAAUCCUUGAUACUCCUAGAAGAACGAGAAGAGCUGCACAUGCUAAACCAGAAGAACUGGAUACUCAUGAGCCAGCACCUGCACAGCUAAAUGAAGAACCAAAAGAACCAAGUACACCCAGGACUGCAGUGAGGACAGGGACAGGGCGUCGGGGCAGGAAGAAACGCUUGGUGCUGGAAGAUGGCACAGGACAGGAGGCCUUCCCUGAAGCACCUGUUGGGAGUCCUUUGCUGCUUGAAGACACAAACUCAUCAGGCCACGGGAAAACCCCGAGAACAGAGCGAGUUACAAGAACCAGAGCCCGCCAAGCUGCCAUGCAUCAGAAACUGACUGCUGAGCAAAAUGAGGCUUUCAUCAUCUCUUCUCCUCUCACAAAGCUGAAUAUUGAGGAACACGAGACCUUCGUUUUCUCUCCUCCCCUCAUAAAGCUGUCGAAAUUGGAAGAUGGAAAAGAAGACAUUCCUGUGCAGCUUCAGGAUAUAGAGACGGAUUUGACUUCUCAAUUUGUCUUCUCUCCCCCUCUUUUGAGAUCAAGGACAAAAGAUGUACCUAGCAUUUCCCAGAUUGUGAAAGAAUCAGAGCUUCCAGCUAAAGAAGAGGAUGCCAAAUCCAUAGAGUCUGUGGGAAAGCAAAAAUUGAAGAGAGGCAGAAGUGCAAAAUCCAAAAUGAAGAAAGCAAGCAAAACCACGAGAAAAGAAGGUUCUUGGUCACCUCCACCAGUUGAAAUAAAAUUCAUCUCUCCUUUUGGAAGUCCAGUGGAUGGAACAAAGAACAAACAGAAAGAAACCAUGGAAGUGGUAGAGAAGACUCUACGAAAGAACAAAAAAAGACUGUCUAAUUUUCCAAAGCCAGUUGUGCGCCGGAAGAUACUGUAACUGUUUUUAAGUUUAUAAUGUACACCGUUGUUUGUAAAGUCAUCAAAAUUGUGUGGAUUAGUUAAAAAAAAAAUCACCUAAUUUGGAAGAGGUAAUUUAUAUAAAUUAUUGUAAAAUUUCAUAAAAAAAUAGUCUUCAGUAAGUAACUCCAUAUGGAGUGCAAUUUCCUCAGUCAAUGCAGUUUUCUAUUUUAUAUUAAGACUUCAUACAUUUAUAUAAUAUGUAAAUACAGCUUAUUUUAGGAUUGUUAAAUAAAAAUGUAUACUUCACAAUA
This is a messenger RNA of Calypte anna (Anna's hummingbird), 7269 nucleotides long. It is a transcript of the gene AHCTF1, whose product is annotated as AT-hook containing transcription factor 1. Lineage: Eukaryota; Metazoa; Chordata; Aves; Apodiformes; Trochilidae. The record is from RefSeq and is a predicted model, not a curated record. The coding region runs from base 120 to 6995 and encodes 2291 amino acids. The transcript has 37 exons.